GGUUUUCACUGUUAAAUGAUCGAUAACAGCCGUUGAAAUGGUGAAUUUACCAAUGAAAAUGGGACAGAGUUGAAUAUUUUUUAUAUUUCCGAUAAUUAUUCUUGUUGUCAUUGAUUAUUUCAUCGCAUCACUUCGAAUAUCCGUUUGAAUGGUGUGCAAAAAAUGCUAGCAGGGUUCGAGCAUGGCACAUUUUGACCGCUGAUACGACUGCGCCGAAUGUGCUGAGAGAGCGUAACCAAAUCGAGAGAGAGAGAGAGAGAGAACAUGAGCUCAAAUCGCACGCACACCACUACCGUAACCAUAUACGUAACCAUGCACCGAUGGAACUGCGCGCGCGAUAUCUAUACCACAAUAUUCAUAGUGAAUCAAAGCAGCGGGCGCGAGACAGAGCGAGUGAAAGAGAGAGACCGAGCGUGCCCGUAUUGUAUGCGUAUGCGUAUGCGUGUGUAUAUGUGAGUCUCAUGUAAGUGUCAGUGUGAGCGCAAAUUCGUAUUUUUCUCUGUCUCUGUGGUGCCAAUAGCAGUACGUUUUCUCUCACACAUCGAUAUUGAAUUCCUCCUUGGGAAUAAAAAUCGGUAAAUUUUGUUGAAAUUUUAUUGUAGUACAAUAUCCAUAAAAAUCGGACAUCAUCGCCGUUAAAAAACGCCUAAAAAAUGGAAAAUUCGUACGGCAUUGGCAUUGCAAAUCGUUACGAAUUGUUUUAUGUGGACGAAGAGGCUGGAACCGCCACAAAUAAAUCAAUUAAAAAAGCAAAACAACAGAAAAAAACAGCAGCAGCAGCAUCUGCAAAUGUAGCGGCUAAUGGUGGCGCCGUUGAAAAGGAGAACAAGCCAGCUAACUCAAACAAGGCAUCGAAUCCAACCGCAUCGACAAAGGCUCAACCACAACAACAAAAGGAACAACAGGCAAACUCUGGAAAAUCGGCUAAAAGCGGCGCAUCUAAUCAAAAUGGUCAACAGCAAAGUAACCGCAACGAUCGAGGACCACGUGAAGGCAAGGACAAUAAGAACGCUGAACGGAAAACUGAUGUAGCUCAUCAAAAUGGCGAAAAUCGUGAACAACGCUUCAAUCGGAAAAACCGUGAAAAUCAACCGUUGAACAGUGCUGAUGGUAAUACGAAUGCUGGUGGUAAUAAUCGUGGAAAUCGUGGAAAUGAUCGCAAUGACCGAAAUGACCGUGGCGACCGUGGUGACCGUGGUGACCGGGUCGAUCGUGGAGACCGGGUCGAUCGUGGUGACCGGGUCGAUCGUGGUGACCGUGGUGAUCGUGGUGAUCGAAAUGACCGUGGACAAAAUCGUCGUCAAUAUGGCAAACGUGAAUUUGAUCGUCAAUCUGGUUCCGAUAAAACUGGUGUGAAGGCUAUUGACAAACGCGAUGGCGCUGGCGCCCAUAACUGGGGCACACACAAACAGGACAUUGAUGACUAUCAAAAGGGCUAUGAAAAUACGGAUGAUUCGAAAAAAGAGGACAAGGCUAACAAUGGCGAUGCUAAAGGCGAUGCUGAACAAAAUGGUAAGGACACUGCUGCAGAACAGGUACAAAUCGAAGAAGAAGCCAAAGAAAUCACAUUGGAUGAAUGGAAGGCUCAAAGAGCCGAACGCGCCAAGCCACAAUACAAUAUCCGAAAAGCUGGAGAAGGCGAGGACACAUCACAAUGGAAGAAAAUGAUUGCUCUUGAUAACCGAAAGAAGAAGUCUGAUGAAAGCGAAGAGGAAUAUGAAUACGAUCCAUCCAUGUAUCCGCAACGGGUAGGACGCCAGAAAUUCGUUGAUAUUGAUAUUCAUUUCAAUGACGGUCCACGUGGUGGAGUUAACCGAAGACGAGGUCGUCCACGUGGUCAACGCACAUAUAACGGAAACGAAGCCGGUGAUGCAGUCACUCUACCCAGCGCCCCAGCAAAUGGUAACGAGAAACCAAGCAGCAACACUAGCAACAACAACGCCAACACAAACGCUGUCGUUGCCGCUGCCGCUGCCACCGCUGCCGUCGUCGUCACUGCUGCCAAUACCAACAACACGAACAACAACAACAACAACAACAACAACACUAACAAUAACAAUCGUCGCCGCAACCAAUCAUAUCGCAACCGUCAGGACCGAGGACAACGUUUCGAUGAUCGCCGUCAAAAUGCACCAAAAGUCGAUGAUGAGCACGAUUUUCCAAGCUUGGGUUAAAAACCUGAAUCCAAUAUGCUGCUGAGAGAAAACAUUACAACCACUCCCCUCCCCCUCACACACACACACAGAAAGGCAAAAAAAAAACUACACAAACCGAAACAAAAUUAAUAAAGCAACCCCAAACAACAACAAUAAGAAUAACAAACGUUAAAUACACAUAAUUUAUAAACAUGUUAGAGAUCACACCGUGGAAAAUUAGGAGCAAACAAGCAGCAUAUACACACAAAAAAACACACUCAAAACACACUCAUAUUCAAAUACAAUCACAACAACAAGAAAAAAUGUCAGAAACAACAAAAUUGCAAACAAAAAAAUAUUUGUUUUGAUUUUAUACAUAGAUAAAUUGCAAGAGCAAAAUAUUACAUUUGAAACAAACAACAACAACAACAACAACAAAAAGUAAUUUAGUAGUAGGAAACGGAUUCGUAUGCCAUUUUUACUAAAUUGAGUUUAAAAGAAUAUCAAUCAAAGAAACUAAAAAAAAAACACACACAUUGAACAUGCGUUUAACAAAAAAAAACACAAAAAUAACAAUGAUAGAUGCCCCCACACGCUCACAUGCGCAUCAGAAUAGAACAAUCGCAUGCGAUAAGAAGAUAGAGAUUUUUUUUUUUAAAUUUUCGUUUUCUGUUUGUUAAGAAGAAGAAGAAACAAUUUUGUAAGCACACGACGAAUAUCCGCGGGAAAAUAAUUGAAAGAGAUAAAAACAAAUAAUGUACACAUACAAAAUGCAUGAAUUCGAAUGCGUGCACGGGGCUGGCGCUACACAGCGUGGAACAUUAUUUUUUCUAGUGUAUGUAUAAAUUAUUGAAAUUUUUUGAAAAGCAACAAAAUCCAACUUUUCAUAUUAAUGGAAGAAUAAAAAAAAAAAAAAAACAAACAAACAAACAGAAUUCAAAAUGAAAAACUCUUUUAACUAGCAAACAAACAAAACUUGAGCAAAAAAACACACACAUAAUAUAUGUGGAACACAAAGAAUUAUUUUUGUUAUUUUUUUUUUUCGAGACAAGAGAAUGCAAAGUGAUUGCAAGUUUCAAACUCACUGAUUUAAAGAGAAAAAAAUUCAUUUAAACCGAAGCAGAGAAAAAAAAUUGUAACGAUGAAAGUUAAUUAAUUAACACAACGGCCCGAGAUAAAUAAAGAGAAAAACAACAAAACA
Messenger RNA from Sitodiplosis mosellana (orange wheat blossom midge), 3336 nucleotides. RefSeq names its product plasminogen activator inhibitor 1 RNA-binding protein (gene vig). Gene Ontology annotation, molecular function: RNA binding. The transcript is spliced from 6 exons. Lineage: Eukaryota; Metazoa; Arthropoda; Insecta; Diptera; Cecidomyiidae. Gene Ontology annotation, cellular component: nucleus; cytoplasm. The record is from RefSeq and is a predicted model, not a curated record. The coding region runs from base 654 to 2174 and encodes 506 amino acids.